This is a messenger RNA of Amoebophrya sp. A120, 209 nucleotides long. Lineage: Eukaryota; Dinophyceae; Syndiniales; Amoebophryaceae. The record is from the annotation of a GenBank genome assembly.
GUGGCCCACAACAAGGGCCGGGAGAUCUCGCCGACCACCGUUCCGCCGGGCACUUACGUCUACUUGGAUUGGAUCCCGACCAGAGCCAUACAGCCACUAGACGGAAACAGGAACAAUGAUCAGCACGACGAGCAGGGUCGUGAUCCUCGCGGGGGAGGGAAAAUGGAAAAGAACAGCAUUUUUCCCAAGAGGGUAUCAACUCCACUGGG